Messenger RNA from Habropoda laboriosa, 1322 nucleotides. It is a transcript of the gene TpnCI, whose product is annotated as troponin C. Gene Ontology annotation, molecular function: enzyme regulator activity; calcium ion binding. Bases 464 to 943 code for a protein of 159 amino acids. The transcript is spliced from 6 exons. NCBI's taxonomy places the organism in Eukaryota, Metazoa, Arthropoda, Insecta, Hymenoptera, Apidae. The record is from RefSeq and is a predicted model, not a curated record.
UUGAAGCUGGAGGGUCUAGAACAAGAAGACGGCCCUGAUUUCGAGCCUCGCGGCAGCGCCUGAAUCCCAGAAAUAGCGCAAGCGCUUUCCAAAAGCUUUAAGGCCCGUGAAGAAACGGAGAGAAGGAGAGUCAGACUGGCUGGAGGUCGCGGGGUGCGGUCCGGCACCGCCACGCAACCGCUAUAUCCUCCUUUUCGAAUAUUACCACGGCGAUAGCCGUUCCUCGUGACAGUGCUCGACGGACAGCAACCAUACCAGCACGCACGAUCACGUAGAACCUUGAUAAUUUCCGUUUUCCCUGCUCGCGUAGUAAAAAAUUCCACGUUCCGCGUCCACGACGACGAUCUCUUCCUCGUCGUACAUCUGGCUGUACAAAGUGUUUUUUUUUUUGUUUUUUGAGUAAAUUUGUUCCUUAAUUUAAAAAUAAAAAAGUAAAAAAAAGUAAAAAGAGAAUCGCGCCACCAUGGUAUGUUCUAUUGAUGAUAUCGCCGACGAACUUCCCCCUGAACAAAUCGCUGUCCUUCGUAAAGCGUUCGACAGCUUCGACAGGGAGAAGAGCGGCAGCAUUCCCACCGAUAUGGUGGCCGACAUCCUCAGACUGAUGGGCCAACCUUUCAACAAGAAGAUUCUUGAUGAGCUGAUUGAAGAAGUUGACGCAGAUAAAUCUGGACGCCUGGAGUUCGAAGAGUUCGUUACCUUGGCUGCGAAAUUCAUCGUUGAAGAGGAUGCAGAAGCCCUGGAGAAGGAACUUCGAGAAGCUUUCAGGCUUUAUGACAAAGAAGGAAACGGUUACAUCCCGACUACAUGCUUGCGCGAAAUUUUGAGGGAAUUGGAUGACCAAUUGACGGACGAGGAAUUAGACAUCAUGAUCGAGGAGAUCGAUUCUGAUGGAUCUGGCACCGUUGACUUUGAUGAAUUCAUGGAGAUGAUGACUGGAGAAUAAAUCAGUUGACGUGUCGGUGAUAUCAGUACUCAAAGACAAUACAAGUGCGACGAUCACGUUCUAUUCUCAAACUAAUUAUCUGCGUGUUUCUUUUAAGAAAAACCAAAAAAAGUUGCAGUUGCAAAUGAGAACAGUGUCUCUAAAUGCGUGCAAAGGUUAUGUCUCCUAACGUCAUGACGCGUCUUCGUCUAUUGUUCAAGCUCGUUGGAUUUUGGAACGAUUGGAAAAUAGCUUGUGUCACGAGGAAGAUCUCGUCUACGGAUUUUUCUUCUACUUUAACGAGUGUCACAAAUUAACUAUUUUAUAUGCGAGUCGUGAUUAUAAUUAUUAUUAUUAUUGUAAAAGUAACGAGUCACAGGUUCCAAUAUAUUUGCAUCAC